Molecule: messenger RNA, 768 nt
Organism: Parnassius mnemosyne (clouded apollo)
Lineage: Eukaryota; Metazoa; Arthropoda; Insecta; Lepidoptera; Papilionidae
Source: the annotation of a GenBank genome assembly
AUGGUUAUAGAAAAAGUGCACGGUUUGCAGGCCACAGGAAUUAGUCUUAAUGACCGGUUUACGAUGCUGGCUUCAGCGGCUCCUGAUCGUGUUACACGCGCCAGGACUCCGCGGAGGCGCACUAACAUCGGGUCUUUCGGCUCAAUCGGCUUUUUUAAUCAAGGCUUUGACAUAAACAACAGAAACCUUAUUGAACAGAUUGCGAGGAAAUUGCAGCUUCAAGCCAGAAGGCAAGCUCUCAAACAACGACUUGGCAUAGCUGGCCCAUUGAGACGCUAUGGUAGUGAGAGCAGCUUGCCAGGGCUCAGACGCUCCAACAGUUUUGGCAAUCUAAAUCAAAGACAAAACAUAAAGAACAGAGUUGCUUGGCGGCAAUCAAACAAUAACUUAAGCCGCUCAGCGUCGUUUGGUAACUUAUCGCAAGGAACUUGGCGGGGUCGGGGCUUCCGUCGUCGAGGCGGAAGGGUCGGUGCUCUACGUGGCAGAGUCGGUACCUUACGUGGAAGAUUACGGGGCAGUCGUAUGCAGUUUGGGCGAACAUUUGGACGACCUGCGAAUCGAAUGCAGACUCGCACGCAGAAUUUACGCCGGCGCAUGCGUGGACGUGGCCGUGGCAGAGGUGGAGUUGUUAGAAAUCAAACCAAUCAAAAACCAGUGCCUACCAAAGAGGAGCUUGACGCCCAGCUAGAUCAGUACAUGGCAAGCACUAAGACGGCACUGGAUAAAGAGCUGGACGCCUAUAUGAAGAGUGCUAUGGAACUGGAGUAA